AUGCGUUCAAGGAAAAACAAAAAAUCUAAGAAAGGAUUUCAGCAAGAGUCUAAUAAACCUACUUCAGAAGUUCCAGUAUUCCAAUACGAAACUAACUGGGGCAAAGAAAAUAUAUAUGGCGAAGCAGAUUCAGGAUCAGAAUCUGAUGAAGAGCAUUACAUUGAAGAAGCAGAAAUUCAAGAGAAAAAGCAUCUUUCUACACUUAAAAACGAAGAUUACAAGGCAUUUCAGCCACCUUCUUUGAGUGAAAUAGAUCACGCAAUGGAGGCACCAAAAGAAGACUCAGCAAUUUUAGAGCAAAAACUUAACGAAAAGCAAAAGGAAGAGUUAUCAUUAAAGAUUAAGCAGAUUAUUUCCUUACUUGUUCAGACAACAGAAGAAAUAAAAUCAGAUGACUUAGAACCAUAUCAAAAACAACUACUUAAUAGCAUAUUAACGAAUGGCAGUUUCUAUUUAUACUUAGUUUCUAAAGGAUAUAUGUCCACAACACACCCAAGUUUAGAUUAUAUAGAAGAAGUACAGCAAUUAUUACAUGAAGGCGGAGUUGAAGAAGAGGAAAUGGAAGAGGAAGCAGAAGAGGUUGCAGAAGAGGAAGAAGAACCUGCAAAAGAAGAAGUUCCAGAAAAACAUAUCCCAGAUCACUUACAGAAGGUCGAAAAGGGCGAAUUCCGUCCUGUCUCUACAGCCAUCCUCAAGAACAAGGUUAUUAUUCCAAACAAUUCGAAGAGGAGGACAAAUCCAAGAAAUGCUCACAGCCACAAGUAUGCUGUCGCCAUGCAGGAGUAUUCUACAACACACAAGAAGAAGAACGCUCCACGCGAUGGUCUUUACAAAGGCGAGCGCGCAGGUAUUGCGAAAAAUGUUGUCAGAUCAACAAAGCUUCAAGCUGCACAUUAG
This is a messenger RNA of Trichomonas vaginalis G3, 897 nucleotides long. RefSeq names its product something about silencing protein 10 family. The record is from RefSeq and is a predicted model, not a curated record. Lineage: Eukaryota; Parabasalia; Trichomonadida; Trichomonadidae. The coding region runs from base 1 to 897 and encodes 298 amino acids. The transcript has a single exon.